UUAUAACGUGAGGAAGGGGCACAAUGUGGAGACAUCUCACCUCACUUGCAGCAGUCCGUUUCUGUCGCUCUGUAUCAGUCGGCUGUCUGCGGUACAUUUGGAGCGGAAUAACAUCUUCAGAAAUCACUAUCAACAAAAGAGUGUCUGCUUGCCAACGUUAGAAACUGCUGAGACGAUCCACCGGGUGAUGUGACAGCGACGACCACCUGUUCUCACUAAAACGAUGAAGAUGAGGAUCCUGGGGCCAGGGAGGUUCUGUGUUCUGCUGGGUGUGUCCCUCCAACUGUUGCUGUUGCUACCAGACACCUCCUCUACCGCUGCAACCUGGAGACAGAGUGGACCCCGUCUGCAGCUCUCACACACAGAGUUGCAUGGGAGGAACAGUUCCAGUGUGUUCUGGGACCGGGGUGUGAGUGGGGGUUACCAGGCCCUGCUGCUGGAUGAGGACCGUGGCUGGCUGCUGGUGGGAGGAAGAGACCACGUCUACCUGCUGCACUCUAACAGUCUGGCUCUACCUACACGCACGAUCUACUGGCCAGCUGCGACGGAACACGUUGAGCACUGCAGGCUGGCAGGGAAGAACCUGUCGACUGACUGCGCCAACUACGUGCGUCUCCUCCAGCCCUUCAAUAAGACUCAUGUGUACGUCUGUGGCACCGGGGCAUACCACCCACAAUGCACCUACAUAGACCUGGGACGCAGCAUUGAGGAGCCAUCGUUCCACCUGCUGAGCCAUGCUGUGGAGUCUGGACGGGGGAAAUGCCCCUUUAGUCCACGGGAACCCUUCACCGCCAGGCUCACUGAUGGAGAUUUGUAUGCCGGGACAUCAGUGGAUUUCAUGGGCACCAACACAGCUAUAUUCCGUACCUCUGUGCACAGCAGCAAACAACACUAUAUACGAACUGAGGCCUACCAGGACCACUGGCUCAAUGAGCCAGAGUUUGUGGGUUCCUUCUCUAUCCCAGACACACACAGUGUGGACGAUGACAAAGUCUAUAUCUUCUUCAAGGAGACAGCUGUAGAGUCCAGCCAGUGGGACAAGAGGGUUUACAACAGAGUGGCACGCGUCUGCAAGAAUGACGUUGGAGGGAAGAGGAGUCUGAUUAACCGUUGGAGUACGUUCCUCAAGGCCCGUCUGGUGUGUUCUGUACCAGGACCUGCUGGACUGGACACACAAUUUGACGAGCUAGAGGAUGUCUUCAUGCUGGAGACCAAAGACUCCCAGAACCCCAUCAUCUAUGGAGUGUUCUCCACCUCCAGUUCUGUAUUCAGAGGGUCAGCAGUGUGUGUCUACUCCAUGGCCUCUAUCAGGGCAGCCUUCAACGGUCCGUUCGCCCAUAAGGAAGGGCCCGACUACCGCUGGGUGGAGUACAAGGGGAGGAUCCCAUAUCCACGACCUGGCACUUGUCCCAGUGUGACCUACGACCCCCUCCACAAGUCUACGCGUGACUUCCCUGAUGACGUAGUGAGUUUCAUGAGGGGUCAUCAUCUGAUGUGGGAACCCAUCCUACCCGUCACCCGCCGCCCGGUCUUUACCCUUGUCAACGUAUCUUACACCCUACGAAAGUUGGUGGUGGAUAGGGUGGACGCUGCGGAUGGCCAGUAUGAUGUACUACACCUGGGCACAGAUGAUGGCCAGGUGCUGAAAGUGGUGUCUGUUCCUAAAGAGAACAGGGAGCCUGAGGAGAUCAUUCUGGAGCAGCUGACUGUGUUUCAGAAUCACGCCCCUAUCCUUAGCAUGGAGCUGUCUACCAAACUGCAACAGCUGUAUGUGAGCAGUGAUGAAGGAGUGGCCCAGUUACCCCUGCAGCGGUGUGAGCUGUACGGUAGAGACUGUGCUGACUGCUGUCUGGCCAGAGACCCUUACUGUGUCUGGGACGGGAACACAUGCAACCGGUACUUCCCCAGCAACAAGCGGCGAGCUCGACGCCAGGAUGUGAAACAUGGGGAUUCAAUGAGCCAGUGUCACAAUGCAGAAGAUGGUUCUGAGUCGGUGGAGCUGAAGGUGAUCUAUGGGGUGCAGAGCAGCUCAACCUUCCUGGAGUGUAUGCCCAGAUCCCAACAGGCUACAGUCAAGUGGACAGUUCAGCCGUCACACGCUCGCACUAGCAGAGAGCUGCUCCAGAGUGAGGAUCGUAUGGUCCACAUGAAACGGGGUCUCCUGGUGCAGCGACUGGAGCCAGGGGACGCUGGCCUCUACAGCUGUACCACCCUGGAGCACUCCUUCUCCCAGGUCCAGGCCCGCUACAACCUCCAGGUUAUACCCCAGCAGAGCAUGACAGCAUCCCAGGCCAGGGCAUCUGAUCCUGGGGCCGGAGGGGCAGGGCUGAGGGGGGGCCCUGGAGGUCCUGGGAGCCACACCCAGAGACACACCAAGCUCCUCAGGAACUAUAAGGACCUGCACAUGGUGGGCAUGGCUAGCAUGAGCGCAAACGAGUACUGUGAGCAGCUGUGGUACCGGGAGAAGAAGAAGCUACGCCAGUUGAAGUGGAAACAGAGCCAGGUGGACAACGGCAAGGCCAGGGUACGACGGCAUGACUCCACCCCACUACAAUGACCGGCUGGGGAUGGGGAUGGACAGAGACGUUGGCUGAGUCCAAGUUCUCCACGUUUCUCCUGAUAUGUGCACUUGCACACUUUCACGCAUGGAUUUAAAAAUGGUAUAAAAACUCCCUCCAGCCAGUGCUUACACUGAGCCUAUGCCUUGAAAUCCAUGACAGGUAGUGUGCAAGUGCACACUUCUGUAAAAAGGGUGGAGAAUCAGAAAGUAACUUUGGAUAUAAAGAGAAUGUAUGUGCAUACAGUAAUACAGCCUUUAUUUGAACAGACAAAACAUUAAGAACGCCUUCCUAAUAUUGAGUUGUACCCCCCCCUAUUUUCCCCUCAGAACAGCCUCAAUUCAUCAGGGCAUGGACUACAAGGUGUUG
Salvelinus namaycush (lake trout) is the source of this 2927-nucleotide messenger RNA. RefSeq names its product semaphorin-3D-like. Bases 224 to 2557 code for a protein of 777 amino acids. The record is from RefSeq and is a predicted model, not a curated record. Lineage: Eukaryota; Metazoa; Chordata; Actinopteri; Salmoniformes; Salmonidae. Gene Ontology annotation, molecular function: semaphorin receptor binding; chemorepellent activity. The transcript is spliced from 18 exons. Gene Ontology annotation, biological process: axon guidance; negative chemotaxis; semaphorin-plexin signaling pathway.